AUGGGCCGAAAUGUCAGCUAUCUGAAAGAGGAUGAGAUCGAUAUCCGAAGACGUUAUGUGAGCGAGCUUCAGCACAUUCUGUUGACGGACACGAGUCUCUGGGUUGUGAAUGAGAAAGAACGGGCGCUUUUCCAGCAGGCCCGGUUCUGGGCGCUGCUAUGGACAACUGAAUUACGCCGUCUUGAAAGCAUUCAUGCUACCCUCGGCAGAGCAGACAACAACGACGAAUCUCUUUUAUCUGCCAGACUGACUAUCGCCAUCGAUCUCAAGUCAGCUGCUCUGAAUGCACACGCAUACGUGGGCUAUGCUACUUGUCGCGCAGAUCAAGCUGGCGACAAACCGGAGAGCAUCGCCCGUAAUGAAAGCGCAGCGAAGGGAGCUGGCGAUCGCGACGACAACAAGUGCGUCGUAACCGGAUGCAAUAAGAUCCAGAUCUGCCACUUCGCCGCCUUCUUUGGCAUCAACCGCCCAACAGCCAUUCAAAAGCUUUGGACUUGCAUGAAAGUCUUCAUAGGCCCACAGGCUUUCAGGGACCUAGAGGUCAAACUUGUCGGGCCCGGCACCAUUAUUGAUACCCCGAGAAAUAUGGUGACUCUCACUAAUAAGCUGCACACCUACAUGAACGACGCAAUCUUUGGUAUGGAGCCAGUCGGGGAAACUUCGCGACCCAAAGCUAAGCUGAACGCAUCUCCCGGAGAGUCCAACGGUCAAGAAAUGCCUACGGGACCAGCCACUGGUGAUAGCCGCACCCAAGGACAUGCUGAGUUGCAGACAGGUGACGUCAACCUUGUUGCCUCCAUGGAGAGUCCGGUUCCAAAAUCCAAACGGCUCAUGGAGAGCAACUUGAAGAGAAAGGCCGAGGCCGAGGCUGAGGCUGAUGCCAACAGGAUUCAGGCGCGAGACGAAGAGAAGAAACCCGACGAGAUGAGGCAAUACGGUCUGGAGAUACGCUGUCACUGGCUACCAAGGACCAAUCUCAGAUGCCCAUUGGACAAGGUCGAAGACUUUGGAGCCGAUCCGAGGGAGAUGAUGGAGGAAUGGUCGGUCGAGAACUAUGAAUUUCAGUCCAACUCAGGACGGCCGCUCAACUCCGGGACGAUCAUAACGAUCUGGGCAGACAAGAAGGCAGAUCUGCCGGAUGUUGGAAUCAUGAAGUUCAUAUUCCAUGCCCUCUGCUUCCACCGCCUCAGUGGAGGCGCCGACACGAGGAUUUACCGCCCGUGGACGCAUUAUGACACAGAUGACUGUGAUAUCACCCGCAGAAGCUUCUUCUAA
This is a messenger RNA of Colletotrichum gloeosporioides, 1275 nucleotides long. RefSeq lists its product as uncharacterized. Lineage: Eukaryota; Fungi; Ascomycota; Sordariomycetes; Glomerellales; Glomerellaceae. The coding region runs from base 1 to 1275 and encodes 424 amino acids. The record is from RefSeq and is a predicted model, not a curated record. The transcript is spliced from 4 exons.